This is a messenger RNA of Gopherus evgoodei (Goodes thornscrub tortoise), 1946 nucleotides long. RefSeq names its product phosphodiesterase 9A (gene PDE9A). The coding region runs from base 254 to 1810 and encodes 518 amino acids. The record is from RefSeq and is a predicted model, not a curated record. The transcript is spliced from 19 exons. Gene Ontology annotation, biological process: cGMP catabolic process. Lineage: Eukaryota; Metazoa; Chordata; Testudines; Testudinidae. Gene Ontology annotation, molecular function: 3',5'-cyclic-GMP phosphodiesterase activity.
CUUGUGUUUCCCUGUCCAAGGCAGCUGGAGUCAGAGAAAAGAAAAACUAAGAGGAGGGGGCACGCGCACACACAGCCACAGCAAAAUGCAUGCAUGUUAGAGGAGGGAUCUUCAUAGCAUAAGACUGUGGUAUAUGGAAUAGCAAAGACACUAAAGGAUCUGGCAGAGGUGGCUCAGCGUUGUUUGGCUAAUCUCUUUUUCCUGCUAUAUAGCUGACACUGAGAAAGUACGGUAAAAGUCCAACUGUAACAAGAUGGGAUCCGGCUCCUCAACUUACCGACCCAAGUGUAUUUAUUUGGAUGUUGAUGGAAGAAUUCAAAAGGUGGUCUUCAGUAAAUACUGCAGUUCCAGAGAUAUUGUGGACCUCUUCUGCAUUGCAACUGGGUUACCAAGGAACACAACUAUCUCACUUUUGACGGUUGAUAAUUGCAUGGUAUCCAUCGAUCCAACAAUGCCAGCAAACUCAGAGAGUACUCCAUAUAAAGUGAGACCUGUGGCCACUGGACAGUUAUCAGAGAAAGAGGAAUUGUUCCAGAGUGUACUGACACAGAUUGCUGAACAAUUCUCAAGGGUGUUUAAAAUCAAUGAACUGAAAACUGAAGUAGCAAAUCACUUGGCAAUGCUGGAGAAAAAGGUUGAACUGGAAGGACUGAAAAUAGUAGAGAUCGAGAAAUGCAAGAGUGACAUUAAAAAAAUGAGGGAGGAAAUGGCAGCAAGAAGCACCAGGACCAGCUGUCCCUGUAAGUACAGCUUCUUAGAUGAAAACAAGAAGUUGACACCCCGAAGAGACGUACCAUCCUAUCCAAAGUACAUGCUGUCUCAGGAGACCAUAGAAGCACUUCGGAAACCAACAUUUGACGUCUGGCUGUGGGAGCCUAAUGAGAUGCUGAGUUGUUUGGAACAUAUGUACCAUGAUCUCGGAUUGGUGAAAGACUUUAAUAUCAACCCUAUCACACUGAAGAGAUGGUUGCUGUGUAUUCAUGACAAUUACAGAAACAACCCGUUCCAUAAUUUUCGGCACUGCUUCUGUGUGACUCAGAUGAUGUACAGUAUGAUCUCACUCUGCAAUCUCCAGGAGAAAUUUCCCCAAGUUGAUAUCUUAAUUCUAAUGACUGCCGCAGUAUGCCAUGAUUUGGAUCAUCCAGGAUACAACAACACCUACCAGAUUAAUGCCCGAACAGAGCUUGCAGUGCGUUACAAUGACAUCUCCCCACUGGAGAACCAUCACUGUGCUGUGGCUUUCCAGAUCAUUGCCCAGCCAGAAUGCAACAUUUUCUCCAAUGUCACCCAGGAACAAUUCAAACGGAUAAGACAGGGGAUAAUUACAUUAAUUCUGGCAACGGACAUGGCAAGACAUGCAGAAAUACUGGACUCUUUCAAGGAAAAAAUGGAUAAUUUUGAUUACUCAAAUGAGGAACAUGUGACCUGUUUGAAGAUGGUACUGAUAAAAUGUUGUGAUAUCUCAAAUGAAGUCCGCCCGAUGGAAGUGGCGGAACCAUGGGUAGACUGCUUAUUAGAGGAAUAUUUUAUGCAGAGUGAUCGAGAAAAGUCUGAGGGACUUCCAGUGGCACCUUUCAUGGACCGAGAUAAAGUGACCAAACCAACAGCACAGAUUGGGUUCCUUAAGUUUGUCCUGAUCCCAAUGUUUGAAACAGUGACAAAGCUUUUUCCAGAAGUUGACGAAGUGAUGCUCCAACCUCUUUGGGAAUCCAGGGACCGCUAUGAGGAAUUAAAACAACUAGAUGAUGCUAUGAAAGAGUUGCAAAAGAAGAAAAGCACAAGUUUGACAACUGACAGCACACAGACGUGAAAAGGAAAACACUCUGAGCUACACAAAAGUCACAAAAACAGAACUGAUGAGACCUUAAAGGUCUGUUGUGUUUGUUCGUGGAGUGGAUUGAUACAGCUAAGUAUCAUGGGAUCCUUCAGCCCGGAGGAAAGAUGGC